AUUCUUUCACAGAGCCCAAACCAUCUGCAUGAGACUGCGAUCAUCCCUGAGGGUCCAGCUGUGGUCAUGGGGGACUGGUCUUUGCUGUCCUCUCUGUUGGACCAGGUGCAGUCCCACUCCACGGUGGUGGGGAAGGUUUGGUUGGGCGUCCUCUUCCUCUUCAGGAUCUUCAUCUUGGCCGCCGGCGUGGACACCAUCUGGGGAGACGAACAGGCCAACAUGGACUGUAACACCAGGAGCCUGGGCUGCAAGAACGCCUGCUACGACGCAGCCUUCCCCGUAUCGCACACACGCUUCUGGGUCCUCCAGAUCCUCACCGUGUCCACGCCCACCCUCAUCUACCUGGGUCACGUCCUACUGGUGAUACGCAAAGAAAACAAGCUGAGGACGGCCGCAGAGCAGAAAAUGGGCAAGAACGGGCCGUUGAAAGCUCCCAGAUAUUCCACAGAGCAGGGCCGAGUGCAUCUGAAGGGCGCCCUGCUGCUCACCUACAUGAUGCAGCUGUGCUUCCGGGUCCUGCUGGAGCUGGGCUUCGUCGUGGGCCAGUACUACCUGUACGGGUUCAUAUUUAUGCCCGCCAAGAUUUCAUUUCCACACUACCCGUGUCCGUCACCGGUGGACUGCUUCAUAAGCCGACCCACAGAGAAGAGCGUCUUCAUCGUCUUCAUGCUGGCGAUGGCCGUCCUGUCUGCGCUGCUCAACGUGGUGGAAAUGUUCUACCUGAUGGUCUCCAAAAUGAAGGAGAAGAAGAGGAGACGCACAGGCUCCGUUCCUCUGCAGGAGUCGGACACAGUUUCUGUUUGUUAACCCACACAUGUCCAAGGCAUUUUAGUUCAGGUCCACAUUAGACCCUUUUCCACCAAAAGCCCAGGAACUUUAUUACCAGGAACUUAUUUAGGUCAAAGAAUUCCUGGUAACUGCGUUUCCACCGCACCCC
Molecule: messenger RNA, 937 nt
Organism: Sphaeramia orbicularis (orbiculate cardinalfish)
Lineage: Eukaryota; Metazoa; Chordata; Actinopteri; Kurtiformes; Apogonidae
Product: gap junction Cx32.2 protein-like
Exons: 2
Coding region: 67-807 (246 amino acids)
Biological process (GO): cell-cell signaling
Cellular component (GO): connexin complex
Molecular function (GO): gap junction channel activity
Source: RefSeq, a predicted model, not a curated record